Camellia sinensis is the source of this 829-nucleotide messenger RNA. The record is from RefSeq and is a predicted model, not a curated record. NCBI's taxonomy places the organism in Eukaryota, Viridiplantae, Streptophyta, Magnoliopsida, Ericales, Theaceae.
ACAGCUGAUCCGAUCUGAUUCGGUUCUGUUUCGCGCCGGAGAUUUCGGAAGAUUUCCGAAACUAUUUUGUCCGCUGCUUGAUUCUGCUAAAGCUUCGAUUUCUCGAGAAUUCACCAAGAUCUUUGAAGUUUGAAGUUUGUGAAAUUUUUGAGUCUGUUGAAAAGCUGUGAUAAUGGAAGAUGGAAAAGUGAACAAGGUGAGUGGUGGAAUGCCAGACACAGUGUUUGAGUGUGUGAUCAGUUACAUUGACGACGCACGUGACCGCGACGCAGUGUCUCUGGUGUGUCGGCGAUGGUACGAGAUCGACAAGACGACGCGAAAGCACGUUACGAUCGCUCUAUGUUAUACCACGACGCCGCAGAUGCUGUGGCGGAGGUUUCAGCACCUGGAGUCGCUGAAAUUGAAGGGGAAGCCGAGAGAGGCGAUGUUUAAUCUGAUUCCGGAGGAUUGGGGAGGGUAUGUGACUCCCUGGGUGGAAGAGAUUUCGAGGUCGUUUAGUUGCUUGAAGGCUCUUCACUUUCGCCGGAUGAUUGUGAUGGACUCGGAUCUUGAGCUCCUUGCUCAUUCUCGUGGUCGAGCUUUACAAUCGCUCAAGCUUGACAGAUGCUCUGGAUUUUCCACUGAUGGUGAAGAAAUUGUCGCUCUCUUGUCUCGGUGAAAAUUAGUGAGUGUGAAUUACUGGAUCUUAUUGGUUUCUUUAGUGCUGCAGCUGCAUUAGAAGAGUUUUGUGGGGGUUCUUUUGGCUCUUUCUCUCUCCUCCUUUGUUGUGUGAGACUGAUGAUGGGUAGCACAGCAGAGAUGCUCCACUACGAUGGUGGUGUCUAUUUUU